This is a messenger RNA of Penaeus indicus, 1026 nucleotides long. RefSeq lists its product as uncharacterized. The record is from RefSeq and is a predicted model, not a curated record. NCBI's taxonomy places the organism in Eukaryota, Metazoa, Arthropoda, Malacostraca, Decapoda, Penaeidae. The transcript has 8 exons. Bases 53 to 880 code for a protein of 275 amino acids.
CGAAAUCGUUAUAUAACAUUUGGUGUAAAACGCAGAUGUUUUUUUCUUUACAAUGGCUCUUUCGCGUUUCAAGGACCUGUUUCACUGUUCAAGAGCCGCUGUGAUUGGCAUGGUCCAUGUCAAGGCACUUCCGGGAACACCCUUGAAUCGUCACGGAAUUAAUGAGCUGGUUGAGAUGGCUCGUCAGGAAGCAUUUGCAUAUAAAGAGGCCGGUGUUGAUGGUGUCUUGGUGGAAAAUAUGUUUGACAUCCCGUACCUCAUGGGAGCAUCAUUAGGACCAGAAGUUGUAGCCACAAUGACAAGGGUGUGCCAAGAAGUGCGAAGUAUCAUUCCCAAACACAUUCCUUGUGGCAUUCAGAUUCUUGCAGGAGGAAACAAGGAAGCUCUGGCAGUCGGGAAGGCAUGUGGACUUCAGUUCAUCCGAGCAGAGUGCUUUGUGUUCUCCCAUGUGGCUGACGAAGGGCUCAUGAAUGCAUGUGCUGGGCCUCUGCUCCGAUACAGACGUUCCAUUGGGGCAGAUGAUGUGUUGGUUUUCACAGACAUUAAGAAGAAGCACAGUGCUCACUCCAUAACAAGUGAUGUAGAGAUAGCAGACAUGGCAGAAGCAGCUAAGUUCUUUCUUGCCGAUGGUGUCAUUCUUACUGGUUCUGCAACGGGACAGGAAGCUGAUCACCGCCAGCUUGAAAAUGUCAUAAGCAAAGUGGACCUGCCGGUUUUGAUUGGGUCAGGUGUCACUAGCGAUAAUGUUCAUAAGUACAUGGAUGCGCAUGGGUUCAUAGUUGGCUCGCAUUUCAAAACAGGAGGAAGCUGGAUGGGAGAUCUUGAAUAUGAAAGAAUCGAGUCGUUCACAACUUUGGUUCGGAAUCUGCGAAAGGACUGAAGUGGAAGGAUCCUGACAAAAGGAUUGUAGGUUUUACAAAGAAGCAUUUAUAAUGUAUGCGGGUGUUUUGUGGGUUUAUAUAGACUAUAGACAGUUAAAUUUGUUAUGUAAUGUAGUUUACAGUUAAUUAACAUGCUUACACAUAU